Molecule: messenger RNA, 1934 nt
Organism: Vidua chalybeata
Lineage: Eukaryota; Metazoa; Chordata; Aves; Passeriformes; Viduidae
Gene: PLA2G12B
Product: phospholipase A2 group XIIB
Exons: 4
Coding region: 79-687 (202 amino acids)
Biological process (GO): lipid catabolic process; arachidonate secretion; triglyceride homeostasis
Cellular component (GO): extracellular region
Molecular function (GO): calcium ion binding; A2-type glycerophospholipase activity
Source: RefSeq, a predicted model, not a curated record
CUGCCUCCUACCCAGAGCAGCUCAUCCCCGCUGCUGCUGCCCCUCUGCCUGCCCGGGGCUCGGGGCUCGCACCGCAGCAUGCGGCUGCUGCUGGGGGCAGCGCUCCUGUGCCUGACCCUGCGCCUGGGGCAGUGCUCCGAGGAGGCAGCACCCGACAGCCCCGGCCAGCAGGACUCCCAGGCAGUGUCAUCCUAUUCCGACUGGGGCAUCGACACCAUCCGGGAUGGCUUUGAAACGGUGAACAGCUACUUCGACUCCUUCUUGGAACUGCUUGGGGGGAAAAACGGAGUCUGUCAGUACCGCUGUCGAUACGGGAAGGCUCCCAUGCCACGGCCUCACUACAAACCCCAAGAACCCAAUGGCUGUAGCUCCCAUUUUCUGGGGCUCAAGGUACCCGAAAGUCUAGACUUGGGCAUCCCUGCCAUGACCAAGUGCUGUAACCAGCUGGACAUUUGUUACGACACCUGUGGGGCCAACAAGUACCGCUGCGACGCCAAGUUCCGCUGGUGCCUCCACUCCAUCUGCUCCGACCUCAAGCGCAGCCUGGGCUUCGUCUCCAAGGUGCAAGCCUGUGAAUCCAUGGCAGACACGGUGUUCAAUGCCGUCUGGACUCUGGGCUGCCGGCCCUUCAUGAACAGCCAGAGGAGCGCCUGCAUUUGCAGCGAGGAAGAGCGCGAUGAACUGUGAGCAGGAGCAGCUACCCGGUGCCCGUGAGCCGCUGGCAGUGCCCCUCUGCAGCACAGUGACUCCUGUCAGCCCUUGGCAUGGGCACCCACGGCAGCCUGGGGCACAGCAGAGCCAGCCCAUGGACAGAGGGCAGCCGUGCCCGCUGCCCGCCGCAGAUGCAGCUCCACAGCCUCACUGCUCCUUCCCAAGCCCACAGGAUCCCAGGCCAGUUCUCUCCAAGGCAAGCAGGAUGCAGUGCGUCUUAUAAACACAGGACUUAGCUUAAAUACAUACUAUUACCUCCCCCCACCCUGUAACUCCCUAAUUUGCAGUGCAAGGCAUUAGGUUUCUGUAAGCCCUGUGAAAUUCCCAGUCCAUGGAUAUGCUAUGUACAUUUUUGCACCGUUGGUGACAGACUGAAGAGGGGUAAUUUUCUUUCAGUACCUUGCUCACACCCAUCCCUGACACUUUCCAUCCUGUCAUUACAUACCCUGACAACCCCGCAUAUUUAAAUACUUGGUGGAUCCUAAACUGAUUUAAGACAUCUGGAGAUUUCUUAAGCAUGAGUUAAGGGGAAGGGCUUGAGGUGUUUGUGGUACACAAUUGAUAUUCAGGACCAAAGCCCACCAUUUAUCAGAUGUGAAAUCACAGCCCUCUCCCCCAGUCUCAGGACAGGAAGCCACUUUUCUUUGCCAGUGUCAUCCACAUCUAUUUAAUUACUUUUCUCCUUCAGCAUUUAACAAAGCUUUGCCCUUAGGAUCCCUUUUUACACAAAGUGGCUGGGUAUCCAUCUCCAUCUCUUGCACAAGCGAAACAGGAGGCUCACAGGAUGAGAUAUUUCAAAUUAUUCUGGAGCCUUAUCUGUCAGGUGACAGGACUUACAUGCUACCUCUGUGGGGCUGCUAUCAGCAGCCUCAGCCACCAUUCCUUCUAAAACGUGGUUAAUACUCCCAUCUGUUAUGGGGAGCUUUUGUUGCAUGCAAAACCAGAAUUUAAAGUGGUGCAUGGCAUUUUGCCUCCACAGAACACUGGCAGACAGCUUUCAGCUGGGUUUCUUGUUGGAAGGAUGUUGCUACUGGGUGUGUGCAUGCCGUGCCACGUAAAUAUUUCAGCAGCUCCUGCAAACAUAUUUAUGGUUAUGUUCUUCCAUCUGCCACAGAGAAGUUAGGCUGCAAAAGGGUGAUUUAACAAGAGCGGAAAGAGUCUGCCUUGGUUGCUUUUCUUCCAGUUUAAAUGGGUUUAAAAUAUAUGCAUGGAGCUAUAAAUUA